Messenger RNA from Oncorhynchus gorbuscha (pink salmon), 2148 nucleotides. RefSeq names its product gastrula zinc finger protein XlCGF17.1-like. The transcript has 2 exons. Bases 220 to 972 code for a protein of 250 amino acids. NCBI's taxonomy places the organism in Eukaryota, Metazoa, Chordata, Actinopteri, Salmoniformes, Salmonidae. The record is from RefSeq and is a predicted model, not a curated record. Gene Ontology annotation, biological process: negative regulation of transcription by RNA polymerase II; regulation of immune system process; regulation of cytokine production.
CAACCACCUCGGUAGCUUGCUAGCCAACAUAGCCGAAAGAUUCAAGCUAUUUAGACGAUUUUGGUGUAUAUUACCUACUGUGUUUUAGACACACUUAUAUCGUGUCUAAUUGUUUACCUAUUUAAUAUUACGUUAUUUUGUAUUAGUCAGCUAUAGUAGCUGGCUGGUUAAGUUAGCACUAGCUUAGUCGCUAAUGAUAGAUAGCUAACAUCCCCGAACAUGAGCUCCCUAAACAUCUCCCCUCCUGUUAAAGAAGAGGAGGUCUGCUGGACGGAGAAAGAAGCUCUGGGUCUGAACAUUGUCGUGAAAGAUGAGAAGGAAGAGGAGGAUCUCACAGUAAAACAACAAGUAGAGGGCGAGGCUGUUACAGUGAAAGAAGAGAGAGACAUUUCAGUUAAAGAAGAGGAAGCCGCGUUCAGAGUGAAAGAGGAGGAUGUUACAGUAAAUGAAGAGAAAGAGGAGGAUGCAGUUUUAAGAGUGAAAGAGAAGGGGGAGAUGACUGUCACAAUAGAAGAAGUGGAGAAAGGAGAUCUGAUUAACACCAGAGAGAGACCAGACUCUCCCUCUGACAGCGGGAAGAGUCCUUCAGGGGAAUCAGACCCAGAGAAGAGUCCUUCAGGGGAAUCAGACCCAGAGAAGAGUCCUUCAGGGGAAUCAGACCCAGAGAAGAGUCCUUCAGGGGAAUCAGACCCAGAGAAGAGUCCUUCAGGGGAACCAGACCCAGAGAAGAGUCCUUCAGGGGAACCAGACCCAGAGAAGAGUCCUUCAGGGGAACCAGACCCAGGGAAUAGUCCUUCAUGGGUAUCAGACCCAGAGACGCCCAAAGCAAUAGGAGGACAUCACUGCUCCCACUGUGGAAAAAGUUUUAACAAGUUAGGGAGCCUGAAGAAACAUGAGGACACACACAGGAAAAAAUACUUUCCAAUGUUCCCAGUGUGGAAAAGGUUUUCUUUGGUUAUAUCACCUGCAUAGGCAUGAGAGGACACACACAGGAGAAAAACCCUUCCAAUGCUCCCAGUGUGGAAAGAGUUUUAACGACUUAGGGUACCUAUUAAUACAUAAGAGAAUACACUCUGGAGAGAAGUCUUAACACUGCUCCAAAUGUGGAAUGACUUUUACCUGGUUAGGGAGCUUGAAAACGCAUGAGAGAAUACACACUGGAGAAAAUCCUUUUCAAUGUUCCCACUGUGGAAAUAAUUUUACCCAGUUAGAGAACCUAAAUCAACACAAGAGGACACACACAUGGGAGAAGCCUUACCAAUGCUCUGUGUGAAAAGAGUUUUAGGGGUAUAGUGAGCCUGAAACAGAAUAAGAGAAUACUCACAGGAGAGAAGCCUUAUCACUGUUCCCAGUGUGAAAGGAGUUUUAGAUGGUUAGGGACCUUGAAAAUGCAUGAGGACACACAGGAGAAAAGCCUUAACAAUGCACCAUGUGUGGAAAGAGAUUUACCCAGUUAAAGUCCAUGAAAUUACAUGGAAGAAUACAUACAGGAGAUAAGCCUUACCACUGCUCCCACUGUGGAAUGACUUUUACCUGGUUAGUAAACAUGAAAUCUCAUGAGAGAAUACACAGGAGAGAAGCCUUAUCAAUGUUCCCAGUGUAAAAAUAAUUUUAGGGGUUUAGUGAACCUGAAACAGCAUGAGAGGACACUCCCACAAGAAAAUCCCUACCAAUGCUCCCUGUGUGGAAAGAGUUUUACCAAGUUAGGAGGUCUGACAAGGCAUGAGAGGACACACACAGGAGGGGAUAAGACGUACCACUGCUCCCUGUGUGGCAAGAGAUUUAACAGGUUAAGGAAUCUGAAUAAGCAUGAAAGAAUACAUACACAGGAGGAGAAGACAUACCACUGCUCUCAUUGUGGAAAUACAUUUUCCCAGUCAGAGGACCUGGAAUCGCACAAGAGAAUAGAGUGGCUGUGUUCUGAUUUAUGUUUUUGACUUAGAAUGUGUUUUUGUUUAUCCCACUUUAAAUCAUAUUGUUUAUAUGAAUUCUUAUUCAACAAUAGAUGUGAUUUUGUAUUUCGAGACGUAUUUUUAUUUAUUUCACCUUUAUUUAACCAGGUAGGCAAGUUGAGAACAAGUUCUCAUUUACAAUUGCGACCUGGCCAAGAUAAAGCAAAGCAGUUCGACAGAUACAACGACACAGAGU